This is a messenger RNA of Auanema sp. JU1783, 408 nucleotides long. The record is from the annotation of a GenBank genome assembly. NCBI's taxonomy places the organism in Eukaryota, Metazoa, Nematoda, Chromadorea, Rhabditida, Rhabditidae.
AAAAUUGAUGAGUUUCAUAAACUCAAGAAAGAACAUUCUGAAGCAAUAGAAGAGCUUAAUACUCGCCUGAGGGUUUUGGAAGAACGUCUUCAGAAGAGUAUCUCCACAUCAAAUGUUUUUGCGGCUCAGAACUGUGAACCCGCCGUGGGUGAAAAAAAGGCGACGUUUGCGAGAGUUUCUUCAUUACCUAUUGAUGAUGCUGCGAAAGUUGUUUUGGAAGGUAAUCAAGAAUUUUUGGUGUUUCGAAGUGGUUCAUCAAUCGGUAUUGAAGAUGCGGUUGCCUUUCGGCAACGUGGAAAUUCCCUACAUUACCGCAAAAAAGAAUUUUUGUAUGAACUUCCAAGGCCGGGUGUUAUUGGCUCCGCCGAACGUUUUGUCUUGUCCAUAUUUGGUCGGUGGAGUGGUUGA